AUGAAAGUUCAUUUUGUGAUUUUUUUUUCAAAUGUUCAAGAAUUUGAAUGUACGUCAGUGUAUCCGUCCAAUGAAGUUUUCGAACUUUUUCGUAAGCAUUCUUCAAAUGUCAAAUCAUUUAUCAUAACCAUGGAAAAGCCCGAUUUAUUAACUUAUUCAUAUAACUCUGAAGUUGGAAUAAGUGAAUUUAUUAGCGUUCAACAUUCAAUCACUGAACUCGACUUUCGGGGUGAACACUUUUCGUCAUUUCUAAGUAAUCAUUCAAUUUAUAACGUAUUUAAAACACAUCCAAACAUCUCAAAAUCAUUAAGAAAAGUUAGGAUUUCUAACGUUAUUUAUAUGUCGGAUAUAUUAUUAAAAUGUGCUGAUUCACUUGAAGAUUUAGAAAUUAACUUUUCAGAUUCACGAUAUGAAAAUUUAUCUUCGAUAAAAGUAACGAACGUACGAUUUAUCAAAUUAAAAUAUUUACGAAUCAUCGCAAACAGUUUCAAUUAUGGAUUUUUGGGAUUCAUUUUAAAUUCGGGAGAUGUAGAAGAUGGAGGAAAAAGUGGUGGAUUGGAAGAUAUUUCGAUUACAACAUGGACGAUAAGGAACAAUAAUUGCGAGUUAUUGUUAGACGCAAUAACAUUAAGGCAUUAUCAAUCCCUGACAUAUUUACAUAUACCGAUUGACAUUACUAUCAAAGAAGUUCAUGAGAAAUUAAAAGAUUUGUGUGAAUUAUGUAAAAAAUUGAAAUUUUUGAGAUUUGAUUCCACUGUACAAGUGAAGGAACACGAAAAUUAUUCAAAUGAUAUUCUACAGUUAUUAAAAAAAUAUAGUAGUUUAAAUAUUACAAAUUUUCAAUUAAUGGGAUGGUGGAGUUUAUCAGCCAAAGAUGUUGUUGAAUUUAUUGAUUAUAGAAAAUCUUUAAACUGUUGCUUUAAAUUAUAUAUUGAUGAUUUAGAAGAUCAUUAUCUACUUUCCCCUUAUAUUAUUUAUGGAAUAUUAAUUAAAUAA
Molecule: messenger RNA, 996 nt
Organism: Funneliformis caledonium
Lineage: Eukaryota; Fungi; Glomeromycota; Glomeromycetes; Glomerales; Glomeraceae
Source: the annotation of a GenBank genome assembly